GAGAAAACACCUCAACAAAAAAAGUUACGUUAGACUUCGAUCGAUCAUGUCGGGAAGAGGGAAGAAAUCGGAGCCGAUGAAGGUGGUGUUCAUAAACACUCAAUACGUUGAAACCGAUGCUCGGAGUUUCAAGACUGUCGUGCAACACCUCACCGGAAAAGACGCCACCGUCCCCGGAGAAACCUCCGAUUACUCCGCCGCCUCCGCCUCCGGUCGUAGCAGCAGCGGCGGAGACAAAAGCAUUAGCGACGUGAAGCAAUUCCACGGCGGCGGAGGCGCGGCGGAGUUCGAUAGAUUUGUGAGGGAGAUGCCACCGGUUGACGAGUUGUACAAAUUAUGGUCAGAUUAUUGAGUCAUUAUUAAUUCAUAUGGUUAUUAAAAUUUUGUGUACUUU
This is a messenger RNA of Tarenaya hassleriana, 394 nucleotides long. Its product is annotated as VQ motif-containing protein 10. The coding region runs from base 47 to 352 and encodes 101 amino acids. The transcript has a single exon. The record is from RefSeq and is a predicted model, not a curated record. NCBI's taxonomy places the organism in Eukaryota, Viridiplantae, Streptophyta, Magnoliopsida, Brassicales, Cleomaceae.